CUCAUUCUUGAUCAACUUCCCAUCUUUUUUUCAUCCGUUCAUCAUUUCCUUUUUGUUGUCGGAAUUCUCUUUUUGGAUUCGACAUUCUUACUUCCUCGUCACUCUCUUUUAACUGCCAGAACGGCUUCUUUCUUGAUUACCAUUUCCGAAUAAUCAUACUCACGCUCUUUUAAUAGAAUUAGCAUCCGGCUGGUGUGACCUUGCUCGACGUUAUACCAACCUGCUUAUACCACAUAUCGAUCACUUACCCGAAAAUCGAUAAUCUAUAUUCGCCAACAUGAAGGUUUCCGCCACCCUCGCUGCUGGUGCCCUUGCCCUCGGCGUUGAGGCCAAGAACUACCUCGGUUUCAACUCUGGUGCCACCCUCGCCAACCGAGCCGCCAAGUUCAAGGCCGACUUCCAGGCUGAGUUCGAGACUGCUCAGAACCUGAAGAGCGCUCCCGGUGACUUCAGCGCUGUCCGACUCUACACCAACAUCCAGGCUUACUCCGAGGAUGACCCCAUCGAGGCUUUCGAGGCUGCCAUCGACACCAAGACCGAGAUCCUUCUCGGUGUCUGGACUUCCGGCACAGACAACAUCGACAAGGAGAUCAGCGCCCUCAAGAAGGCCGUCGACAAGUACGGCUCCAAGCUGACCGAUCUCGUCAUUGGUGUCUCCGUUGGUAGCGAGGAUCUCUACCGUAACUCUGUUACUGGUGUUAAGAACAAGGGUGGUGUCGGUGUUCAGCCCGAUGCCCUCGUUGACUUCAUCAACGACUUCAAGAAGGCUUUCAAGGGUACCCCCAUUGGCAAGAUCCCUGUCGGUCACGUCGACACCUGGGACGUCUGGGGCAACGCUACCAACAAGGCCGUCCUCGACGCCAUCGAUUUCAUCGGUGUGGAUGAGUACCCCUACUAUGAGAACGACAAGGGUAACAGCAUCGACAACGCUGCCAAGCUCUUCAACAAGGCGUACGAGGCCACCAUCGCCGCUUCUGGUGGCAAGCCUGUCUGGGUCACUGAGACUGGCUGGCCCUACAAGGGUCCCGACUGGGAUGAGGCUGUUCCUAGUGUGAAGAACGCUCAGAAGUACUGGCGCGACGUUGGCUGCAAGUACCUCUUCAACAAGACCCCCACCUUCUGGUACACUCUCCGCGACUCCAACCCCGACAACAAGAUGAAGUUCGCCAUCACUGAUAACCUCUCCACCACUCCUCUCUUCGAUCUCUCUUGCGACAAGGUUGACGAUGAUGAGGAGACCUCCAGCUCUGCCGUCCACUCCAAGACCAAGACCGAGUCUGGUGCUUCCAAGCCUACCCACGGUUCUAACUCUACCGCUACCUUCAUCACCUCUACUGCUUCUGCUACUAGCGGCUCUGACGAUGAUGAUGAGGAAGCUACUGGCACUGCCACCGCUACUGGCUCUGGUUCUAAGCCUACCUCUGGAUCCAGCUCCGGUAGUGACUCAGGCUCUGGCUCUGGUUCUGGUUCCGAGGGUUCUGGAUCCAGCUCUGGCUCCGGUUCUGAGUCUGGUUCCGGCUCUGGCUCCGAGUCUGGCUCUGCCCCUGCUGAGACUCCCAGCACCAUCACCAACGGUGCUGCUUCUCUCGGCGUCUCCACUGUCGCCCUUGCCUUCCUCGCCCUGUUCGCUUUGUAAAUAUCCUAAAUGGAUCGUGGGUUGAAUGACGCCCAUUGCGUGUCUUGACUUUUUUUCUCGCGCCCGAGAUCUAUUUCUUGUAUUAGUUAUGGGUAGAUUAGGAUAGACAAUGGUUGACUCUAUUUUCUUCUAACUUCGUGAGCAAGCGUGACUUUUCUUAGAACCUUCGUGCUAUAUUCAUUGUUGACUCUGCCGACUGAUAACGGUUUACAACGGCUUUCAUUGAGGCUUCAUCCCCGCAAAUCUAAUUGGCCCGUAGCUUAAGUGGGGCCGCGUACUUCAUCCCAACUCAGGUGUGAUAACACAAAGACAAGCAUCAGAGCAAAAAGGAACAAAGUCACAACAUGGAGAGCAGAGAGAGCAAAAGAAAAGGGUCUGGCCGGGGAUUGAACCCGGGACCUCUCGCAAGCUAUGCUAUAGGGUUUUCCCUAAGCG
Molecule: messenger RNA, 2071 nt
Organism: Fusarium redolens
Lineage: Eukaryota; Fungi; Ascomycota; Sordariomycetes; Hypocreales; Nectriaceae
Product: glycoside hydrolase superfamily
Exons: 1
Coding region: 278-1636 (452 amino acids)
Biological process (GO): carbohydrate metabolic process; cell wall organization
Cellular component (GO): fungal-type cell wall; extracellular region; cell surface
Molecular function (GO): glucan endo-1,3-beta-D-glucosidase activity; 1,3-beta-glucanosyltransferase activity
Source: RefSeq, a predicted model, not a curated record